Molecule: messenger RNA, 3447 nt
Organism: Nezara viridula (southern green stink bug)
Lineage: Eukaryota; Metazoa; Arthropoda; Insecta; Hemiptera; Pentatomidae
Source: the annotation of a GenBank genome assembly
AUGAAUCAUGUGGUAGAUUAAACAUCAACUAUGAAUUCUCACGUUGUGAUGAAUGGUACAUUGGACAAAGUGACAGAAGUAUCUGUUAGUGAUAGGAAACCUAUUGUAACCUAUGCUGGAGAUAAAGAACUGUUUCUUGGUUUGGAGCCUACUUUGUGUUCCUCUUUACCACAAGAGGCCGCAGAGUGGCGCAGAACCUAUGGCCGAGCAAUAAAAUCUGUUAAUGUUUCUGCUACGUUUGUUCCAUUUACAAAGGAUGUUCUUCCUAAAGAAGGAGAUUACCAUCUUAUCGAUCAACCUAUGUUUCAUACUUAUUGGACUCAAUGUUCAGAUGUGGAAUAUUAUAAAUCAAAUGUUCGUGAAGAUAUUGAACUGUGGAUGAGUGUUUUGCAACAGUUCAAAUUAUCUGAAUGGAUGAUAGUGGUUGUAGAAACAUAUGAUUUCCGCAAAUCAAAUAAACUCCUCCCAAGAACUACAGUUUAUGACAAAAUUAAAAGCGAUUUUGGCGCUAAGCAUGCUGAUAGGUGUCUAUCUGUCAUAAAUCCUUUAAGAUCUGAAUCACGCUCUGCUGGUUCUUGGCGAGGUUUAGUUGUCAAUACAAGGCUUCUCCUCCUUGCUGCAUUUGAUAGAAUUUUGUUAAAAUUUGAAGAAACAUUACGUGAACAACGAGACAGAAGAAAUCAAGUCGGAUGGAGUUUUACAAAAUACUUUUUAUUACAAGAGGAACUUGCAUUUGUGCUUGAAAUGUUGGGUGUUUAUGAAGAAGCCUUGGUGCAGUAUGAUGAACUUGACGCACUAUUUACGCAGUUUAUUGUCAAUUCCAAUCUCGGUGAAACGCCUGCUUGGCUCACCCAGUUCCAAACACCUUUAGAAUCUUGGCAAGGCCUGAGUUUAACUUCUGGAGUGAAUUUAAAGGAAAGGGCGAGAAUAGAAAACAAUAGCUGCUCUCUACUUCAAUUCAGAAACUACCUGUUCUCGAGGCAAUGCGCUAUGCUGCUCUACUCCAACAAACCAUCUGAAGUUGCUGAAAGGACGUUACCCUUCCUCCAUAAUUGCAUUCGAGAACUUUAUUUGCUUGAAGUGGCUUGCCCUGUUGGCUCAGUUCCCACUUGGGUUUUUCUCUCAUCUGUUGAGAUCUUACAAAUAUGCGAUACCUACACAGACAGUGUACAUGUUGAACAGUAUUCUAGGUAUACUGCUGGAAUUUGGGCGUAUGCUCGGCAAAAGCUCUCCGAACUUGGAAAACUAUGUGGUCUUAUGCCUGGACAGGUUCCAUCUAGUGAACAACUACACCUCGCUGUUGAAAUAUUUUCAGGCCUCGGGGAAGCAAACACUAAACCGGUUGAAAAACUCAAGAGGGCUCUGUCAAACCAUCAAGAAUUCUACAAAAUGUAUUUGGAACUGUCUGAACUUGCAAUGGGAACUUACAAACAUAUUGGUCGGGUGAGAUGUGCCCGGAGCCUGGGUCAGGAUCUGUCAGACUUCUACCGUGUCCUUGGAGAUGAUCAGACAGCUGCUAGUUUCUUACAGCAUGCCUUGCUGUCUUAUGACCAAGAUGGCUGGACGAAAUUGGCAGCGAUUACCAGACUUCGGUUGGCAUCAUCUUACCUAGCGUUGGGGGACCUGCACAGGUAUACAAAAAUGUGCUUGUCAAUAGCAUGCUCCACCGAACUAGAUAUGCCGUUGAGAAUGAAACAUUAUUCUGAUGCUCUUAAUACCAUUUCUACUUCUAAGCCUGAUCCACCAUGGUCAUGCUGCCUUACAGAUUGCUUUAUCUUGACUGAUGUUGAUGUACAAGUCCACCAAGGAGGUAUGAACGUAUCUGCCACACUUGGGAUAAAGUCACUCCUUCCUGUCGAGACUGUUAGUGAUUCAGUUUCAAUGGCUAUUUCCCAGUAUAAACAUGAGAGUAAAUCUUCUUCAAAACAUAAAGAAGCCCUUGAAAAUAGCAGAAGGAAAUCAUUGGAUAGCUCUAGUUCUUCAAAUUUAUAUUUACUCAAAAUACCAAUGACUUUGAGGCACGAUUACCAACAAGACAAAAGCUUAGCUGGGUCUUCACUCGAAGUAAAAAAUACAAAACAAAUAGUGAGGCGUCAAGAUAGUCAUGGAAAGUAUAGGAAGAUAUCAAAUAUUGCGAAAGCGGAUUUCACAAGAUAUUUAUCUGCUAAGAAAGUGGUUUUGAAACCAGGUUUGAACAGUGUCCAUCUUACAUGCAAGGAAAGUGAAGCUGGUCAGUAUCGCCUUGGUCAGUGCUGUAUUACUCUCAUGGAAGGUUUCGAACUUCUGUCUCCUCCACUGCCGCAGAAAGUUAUUUUUGAAGUUUCUCAUAUACAACCGGCAGUUUUACUAAUUAACCAUGGAGAUAUGCUUGCAGGUCUUGUCCAGGACGUUACGCUGAAGAUUUGUUCCAAUAGCUACAGUGUUGCUGAGGAUACAAAGGUGAAAUUGAAAGCAAGCAUUGGCCUUGAAUUAAAAGAUGGUGAUAAAGAUUGGAGCCGUGUUUUAGAAGUAAAACUACCUGCAAUAAAGCCUAAUUCGAGCUUGGAGCUUCCGCUUAAGAUGUAUGCCGAGCUUCCGAAUAUCAAGGAUUGUACAAAUUUGGAACACAAUGUUAUGGUGAAAAAUGACUGGAGUGAAGAAGAACAUGCAAUCGGUCUUAACUUGAAGCCUGUCUUAAGUUCAAAGCUGAGUAUGCAAACCUCAAAACAUUCAAAAUUUCUUCAUGUUGCUGUAACAAGUGUGACAAGUCUAUCAAUUAAAAGCAUCGUAAUGACUCCUCUCUCGUCUAGUAAUGUUCUUCUCAUUCCUUUGAAUCCCAGUAUGGAAACUACAACUCUUACACCAGAAAGAAAAAUAUUUUUUAUGUGGAAAAUGGAAGUAGAGAACAUCACUGAGCAUUCGCCAUUCAAGACUGAGUUGACUCUGCAUUACAACCCUACAUCUGGUGAUACUACCUCCAAGAAAGAUUAUAUUUACAAAUGCACCUUUGACAUAGUUAAUUACAAGACUAUUUACCUCCUGGAAUGUCGAGUGGAACCUAUCCGAGGUUCUGAGUUCUGUCGAGUGAGCACUGUUUGUCAGCUGAAGCUUAAGGUGACAAAAGUGAAUAAGGAAUCCACUGUUGCAGAUCCUGAUUGUAAUAGCCUUAUGUACGAGGUACUGACGGAGCACAACAUGUGGGCAGCCUGUGGUCGUACUGCAGGUGUAUUGAACUUGACUGAUAUGGACGAACAAACUGUAUUGUUGGAUGUGAUGCCUCUUGUCAAUGGUUAUUUACCUCUUCCUUCUGUUAGGUUGUCCAAAUAUAUUCCUGCUGGUGCAAAGUCUUCUUCAGGUCGCAGUGAGGGUCAUCCGAGGUUAGAACCCUUCAGCGCCGGACAGGUCUACAAUUUGAGCAAGAGCUCGCAAGUGCACGUGAUAUCGGCCGCUUCGCCGCAGGACCCCUAG